AUGACAAUUAGCAAAGCACAAGAAGAGUUACAUCCUUUAAAUAAAGACUCUCUUAUGAAACACAUGAUGCGUGCUAAUUACCUGGCUGGUGUAUUUCAUCACUAUUUGGAGCAAAUACCAGAAAUUUCUCCAAAUGGAAUGGAACUUAAAGAAAUCCUCCAGGCCUAUGCUGAUGACAUUGCUCUUAUUGCAGAACCUAUAGUAGAAUUGGAGAAGAAAUUCCAGAACCGAAACGGAUUUGCCAAAUUUGGGGUCCUGAAAAAACCAAUUUUUAUCAAUGUCAUCAGAAAACCAUUAGACCGAUUGAUAUCUUACUAUUAUUUUGUGAGGAACGGCGAUGACUUCCGGCCAUACCUUAAACGGAAAAAAGCAGGAAAUAAACAAACAUUUGAUGAAUGUGUAGAAGAAAAUGGUGAGGACUGUGAUCCUAACAACCUCUGGAUGCAGAUACCUUUCUUCUGUGGUCAUGCUGCUGAGUGUUGGGUACCAGGUUACCGCUGGGCUCUUGAACAAGCUAAAUACAACCUUGUAAAUAACUAUCUUGUGGUUGGCGUCACUGAAGAAUUAGGGGACUUUGUUGCCAUACUUGAGGCUACACUACCUCGGUUUUUCAAAGGAGCUGUAGAUCUCUAUAACUCAGGUCACAAAUCGCAUUUACGGAAAACUUCCAACAAAAUUCCUCCAAAAGAAUCAUCUUUAUUGAAAAUACAGCAAUCAAAAGUUUGGAAAAUGGAACAAGAAUUUUAUGAUUUUGCAGUUGAGCAAUUCCAUUUUAUCAAACAGCUUACUUUUGAUUUGGUUGAUGGUGAAUAUAUAGAGAAAGGUUAUCAAUUUAUAUAUGAGAAAAUCCGGCCAAGGUGAAGCUGAUGUCGGACAGAGAAUAGGUGUCAUUCCAGGUUAGAAUGAAUUGAGAAGUGAAAUUCCAACUCUUCCCCAUUCAUCCCCACCCAUUUCCUCUACAGAAUAGGCAGACAUACAUGCAUACACAUAUAUAGUGGCCAUUAUUUGAAUCUUGGUAGCAACUAUUGCCAGCCAUUAGGAUAGAUCCUUCUCUCUCAAAUAACCUACACAUUUGAAGUAGCCAUUUCCUGUGAAGUUUGCAACACUUAACUUGCUAUCAUUACAUCAGUUAUGUAUGCAUUAGAAGCAACCUUUAUUUUUUAAGAUAGCAACAACUCUCUCUCUCUCUCUCACUCACACACACACACACACACACACACACACACACAUACACACUACAAAGCACUUUCUGAACCUAUGCCUUCUAAAUGCUGUUGCCAAAAUCACUGUUGCAUCAACACUUACCUUGAUUUAUUUCUACCACUACAACCUACAUCUCCAAUAUAACAGUACAGGUCUUGAUUAUUUUACUUUAGCUUGCAUUUUUCUGCUACCAUUGUCACCAACACAUGAUACUAUGAAAAUACUAUUCCAAUCCCUCACAUACUUGCUGGUCUUAUUAUAAGCAUUAAUGCUUUCACUGUUAGAAACAUCAACCCUAAUCUUGCUGCUGCUACUAUUACUGUUGCUACUAUCAUUCUCACCCAAAUGAUAAACAUAACACAGUUUAUCCUUACAUUAACAAUCACUUGAUAGAAAUAUGUAGUUAUCAAUUUUGAUCCAUAUCACCACCUUAUAAAAACCACUAGAUAAAUAAAGGAUCUAAAGAAAUAAAUUUGAAAUAACACCCUUUAACGAUGGCACCUACCCUUAUUCCUUACACCACCUCCACAACUUUCUUUCCUUGUUAGGAAAAAAAAAACAUUGUUUUCCUGUGUGAAAUUCAAGAAAUCAGAACUAUGGUAAUGAAAUGUUCUCCUAUGGAGACAAGCUUUUAUUAUUAUUAUUAUUAUUAUUAUUAUUAUUAUUAUUAUUAUUAUUAUUAUUGUUGUUUCUUUUUUUCUUUUCCUUCUGCAAAAAUAUAUAUAUAAAUAAAUCAAAAUGAAAGAAAAAUAGGGAGAAAAAAGACUUAUAAGGAAAAGAAAAGAAUAAGAAAAACUUAUGGGAGUAUUUUAUUAACAUGUUUUAAUAAAAGAUAUGAACCAAAACCGUUGUAUGUUUAAUGGGUGAAAUGGGCAAGGUAAGAAAGAGAAAAUAAACUUUAUUUCCCUUGAAGACAUAAAUAAAUGUCUUUUAUUAAGAAAGGUUAAAAAUUAAAGUGGUUUCAUUUUUAUUGUUA
Molecule: messenger RNA, 2179 nt
Organism: Octopus sinensis (East Asian common octopus)
Lineage: Eukaryota; Metazoa; Mollusca; Cephalopoda; Octopoda; Octopodidae
Product: heparan sulfate 2-O-sulfotransferase 1-like
Exons: 8
Coding region: 1-861 (286 amino acids)
Cellular component (GO): membrane
Molecular function (GO): heparan sulfate 2-sulfotransferase activity
Source: RefSeq, a predicted model, not a curated record